Messenger RNA from Paramuricea clavata, 9214 nucleotides. NCBI's taxonomy places the organism in Eukaryota, Metazoa, Cnidaria, Anthozoa, Malacalcyonacea, Plexauridae. The record is from the annotation of a GenBank genome assembly.
AGACAAUUAUUUUGGAAGUACUUGCAAUGAAUAUAUUGGACGUGGUUGAUGUGUCAACCAUACAGAUUAAGAAAAUAGUCGAGUUUAUUGUUGAAAAAUAUGAAUGGUGAUGUUUCGUUUCAAAAUGUACAAAGUUGCCUGACCAUGGCUGCUGGCUCGGAGUAAGUUCACAUAAAAUUGGGUCAAUAUCCACAUAAGCAGAGUUCAAUAAAUAUAGGUUAUUUUGAAAUUUUGGGCCGCCUCUAGAGGCCCAUUUCCACUCAGGAAAAUUUUCCACAGAAAGAAAAUUUUGCAAAAUGUGAUUGGCCGGCCGACACAAAUUUUCUGUCGAAUUUUUCAGAAAAUCUUCUGUCCAUGGAAAUUUUUCUCGAGUGGAAAUGGACCUUAAAGGCCCAUUUCCACUCAAGAAAAAUUUCCACGGACAGAAAGUUUUCCGAAAAUAUCAUUGUUAAAAGUUGAAAAUUUUCAACUUCAAAAUUUUUUUCUGACAGAAAACUUGUGUCUGCCAAUCACAUUUUACAAAAUUUUCUUUCAGCGGAAAAUUUUCCUGAGUGGAAAUGGGCCUUCACACUGGGAUGCAAUACACCUUCCGGAAAGUAUGUCAUCUAGGCUAUGAUAGAGCCUUGGUUUUGUGAUUGAUAUGUUAUGCUUUAACUAAUGUUGCAUACAUGAUAAUGAGACUCUAUAUAUAAUUAACCUGAUGUGUUAGUUUAUGUAUUUCUGUACGUCUGUUUAUGUCAAAACGUCAGAGAAGAAAACUCCUACUGAUCCAGACAAGAUUUCUAAAGAAAUGUUUCCAAAUUUAUAAACAAACUGCUGGGAAGUUUGGUUUGAAUUUUAGGUUAACCUAGGGUUAAGAUAAUCGGCUUUCGAACAACCAGCCCCUAGAAAAUAUAAAGAGAAUUACGGUGCUUUGAGCUGGAAAAGUAGAUACAGUAGAGUAACAGAGAGUAACAUCACAAACAUAUUCACCUGAGUACACAACACCAACACAGAAAAAAUCAUAUUACUAGAUUACAUUGAUUAUUAUCGAAGGAACUAGAUUCUGUUCCAAAAUAUCACUUACUCGAACCGACCUGACCGCGUAGCUCAGUUGGCAGAGCGUUGGGCUGGUAUUCCAAAGGUCGUAGGUUUGAUUCCCACCGUGGCCGGGCAUAUUUUUCAAGCUCGCCCAGUGUGGAUAUACACUCAGAGUAACAUCACAAACAUCAUAUUCACCUGAGUAAACAACACCAACGCAGACAAGAAAUAGAUACAGCAGUUAUAUAACCUGUCCCCGUUUGCAGAUCAAACUUUAAUUUUUGAAAUGUAUUCUAUAUUCAGUCGGCAGCCAAUCGAGUCAUCUGUUGUACCUGCAUGUGGAAAACCAACAACAAACUCUUUGACAAGAUUGCCUGGUGUUAGGAACCACAUUCCAUAUUCAGAUCAUAACUAUGGCAAGCCAUUAACACCACCAGACUCCUGUAGUCCCGAUCACCCAGAGGAAGCUGAUACUGGAAACGAAGAUGAAGGAUUUACAAGAUGCAUUUGGUACGAAUGAUAAAAUUCUUGGAAUUUUAUUGACACAUGUUUUCACAUUUGACUAAUGAAUGAAAAGUAUUGUUCAUUUAUGUGUUUCAUUGCAAACGUUUUUCACACAAAUGUGUCAUUGAUUGUUGGGUCUUUGAGGAAUGCUAUUUGUCAAGUGCAGUUGUUUUUGUCAGGGCAAGACCGGCUUCGUUUUGGUCACAUCAUCUGAUGAGUGGAUCAAAAUGAAUUCAUUUCACUUUUACUAAUGCGUUUUUUACUAAUGCGUUUCACCAUAGACUGGAAGUAUAGACCAGUUCUCAUUUCUGGAUUUGAACUAUUAAGCCCGGUUUACACUAUCAAAGUUUCUCUGAUCACAAGUAGGAAUGAUAACAGAAACUUUGAUAAUGUAAACAGGAUUUGAAAUUUGCAAAUUUGGUUUUGGAUACAGUACCAAACUGUGAAUGACUUGUAUCCCGAUUGGAUACUAAGAAAAUUUCAAACAUUAAGAAAAUGUUAAACACCUUUGAUGGGCUCCUUAUACAGCUUUUCAAUACUACCUGUUUGCCACCAGCCUUUCUUUAUUGAGGACUAAUAUAUAGAAGUUUGUUGAAGGAUUAUGUGGAUUAACAUUUUAGUGUAUUAAUGAAUUGCUUAGUAAGGCUUAGUUGUUGACUGUUGAGUCUCCUGUUGUUAUUGUAAUUUGUAACAGUGAGAGUUAUGGAAACUUAUUUGGAUGGGACACUGGGUAUAAUACUUAUGGUAACCUGCAGUAUCCAGAAGUGGGAUACUGGAUUCUCAGGGGGAUACUAAACUUUGAAUCCUGGUAUCCCAGUUGGGAUACUGACAGAGCCUUUAUGGCUGCAGAUACUGACAGAGCCUUUAUGGCUGCUGCACCAAAACUAUAGAAUGUAUUGCCAUUGAAUCUUAGGAGUAUCUCUGAUUUUAAUAUAUUUAAGCAAGAUCUUAAGACAUAUCUUUUUUAGAGAGGCUUUCUAUUAGCUUAGUUCUUAGAUUAAAAUUGUAAUAUUGGUUCUACGUAUUUUAAUUGUCAUAUCCAUUGUUGUAACACACAUUUGAAAACUGCAUUGUUGAAUUUGCGCGAUAUAAAUUAAUAAAUGUUAUGUUAUACUGAGAAAAAAUGUAAAUUUUCGACCCUGGUGUAAACCACACUUCACAUAAAAUUCUCAUGAAUAUAAAAAAAACCAGACUUCACAUAAAAUUCUCAUGAAUAUAAACUCCUCUGCACAUAAAAAAAUUAUCAUCAACAGAUAUUUCUCCAGGACAAUAUUCAGAGAUUUACAGUGGGUUCCUUUUCAGUAUCUUUUCUGUGAUUGUUAAUUUGUAGUGGUUUCAAUCAUGAUGAUGGUUACAUGAUAUGCUGUGAUAAAUGUAGUGCUUGGCAACAUGUGGAAUGUGUAGGAAUCAACUGUGUGCCUGAUACAUAUCUCUGUGAUAUGUGUGAUCCAAGGCCACUGGAUAAGGAGAGAGCAAAACAGAUACAAAGGAAGAAGUUGGAGGAGCCAACAGGUAAUGUUUUCUAUAUGAGUAUUAGCACCAUCAUCUGAAAUUCACUACCACCAUCAUCAUCUUUAUCACUGCCAUCCUCUUUGUUGCCAUCAUCCUCUUCAUCACCACCAUCCUCUUUGUCACCAUCAUCAUCUUUAACAUAAUCAUCUUUAUUACCCUCAUCAUCUUUACCCUCAUCAUCUUUACCAUCAUCAUUUUUACCACCAUCAUUUUCUCACCAUCUUUAUCCACCAUCAUCAUUUUUACCACCAUCAUUAUCUUCACCAUCAUCUUCACCACCACCCAUAUUAUCUUCACCACCACCCAUUAUUUUUAUUCUCAUCAUCUUUACCAUCAUCAUUUUUACCACCAUCAUUUUCUCACCAUCUUUAUCACCAUCAUCAUUUUUACCACCAUCAUUAUCUUCACCAUCAUCUUCACCACCACCCAUUAUUUUUAUUACCAUCAUCAUUUUUACCACCAUCAUCUUUACCACCAUCAUCUUUACCACCACCAUUAUCUUUAUCACCAUCAUCAUCUUUACCAUCAUCUUCAUUUUUACCACCACAAUCGUCUUUACAUUAUCUUUAUCACCAUCAUCAUCUUUACCAUCAUCUUCAUUUUUACCACCACAAUCGUCCACAAUCAUCUUUAUCACCACCAUCAUCUUUAUCACCAUCAUCAUUUUUACCACCAGAAUCAUCUUCACCACCAGAAUCAUCUUCACCACCAUUAUCAUCUUCACCACCAUUAUCAUCUUCACCACCAUUAUUAUCUUUACCACCAUUAUCUCUUCACCACCAUUAUCAUCUUCACCACCAUUAUUAUCUUUACCACCAUUAUCUUCACUACUACACCAUCAUCAUCAUCAUCAUCAUGACCCUACCACUACCAUUAUCACAACCAUCAUGUUCACCACCACCAUCAUGUUCACCACCACCAUCUUUACCACCAUCAUCUUCACCACCACACCAUCAUCAUCGCCAUCAUGACACUACCAUUAUCACAACCAUAAUCUUCACCACCACCAUCAUUUUCUUCACCAUCAUCUUUACCACCAUCAUCACCAUCAUGACCCUCCCACUACCAUUAUCACAACCAUCAUCUUCAUCAUCACCAUCAUGACACUACCAUUAUCACAACCAUAAUCUUCACCACCACCAUCAUUUUCUUCACCAUCAUCUUCAUCAUCAUCACCAUCAUGAUGCUACCAUUAUCACAACCAUCAUCAUCACCAUUAUUCCACAGCCACUAACCAUAUACUUUAUAGGUAUCAUCAUUCCAAAUCCACCAUUAACUGUGUUUUUAUUUCCUAACAGAUGAAGAAGAUGAUGAGGAUGGUGAUAUCAGUGACCAUGACAGUGAUAAUGGAAUAUCCAGAGUCUGUCUACCAAACCCAUCAUCAGCCAUGAAGGAGAACGUUCUAAGUAAAGGCAAAAGAAAGAAACGGGAAUCGACAAGAAAACUUAACCAAAAGGAAAUGAAACAUAAUAAAAGAAAGGUAAGUUUUAUCAAUUUAUCAUACCCUAUUUUUGCAAACAGGAUGUUGUUCUAUGCGGUUUAACAACCAGAACAAAUGUUGUCCCAAGUUUUGACUGGAAACUUUGUUCUUCUUUACAGCGACGGAAAAGGAAGCAUAUGUCAUCGACGGACACAAUUCCAGGUUCGAAACAUUCACAUUAUGUUGGGCAAUAUUGUCUCAAUAUUACUAGCGAAGUCUGUUUAUUGCUCUGCUUUAUUCCUUAUCUUGAAAACCUUUCUAUAUAGCUACACUAAUAACAAAGAUGAAUAUCUAAUGUUGUAUUUUUAUAGUCGAUGAAGAGACGAACGGUCCAUGGCCAUUUCCCGAGUAAGUGUAAAAGCGUGAUGGUUAUAAAUUGUGUUGCAUACAAAGUUUAGAUUUGCUGCAAGUAUUAACAUCAUCUUGUUGACAAACUGAGAGAUUUUCACAGCUAUAUUUGUACAUUUUGUUUAUUAGACACAAGCAUUACGAAGAAGCUCCUAAGACAGUGUACAUCGGAGAUUGGGGAAGUUGCGCCUUUCCUUUAGAGGUGUGAAAUAAUGAAAUAUAUCCACAUUAUCAAUUUUGUGAUUUUUAAAAGUUUUUGUCAAACUUUGAUUUUACUGAUAAUUGCAUAAUAUGUAGACUGGUUUACACUAUCAAAGUUUCUGUGAUUACAAUUGGAAUUUUGUAUAGUUAAAUUCCAUGUUUUGAAGGAUUUGUAAGAAAUGUUUGAGGGAAAUGACUUAGUGUUUAACACUCUGAAUCAAUUCCCUCAAACAAUUCUUGCAAAUCCUGUGCAAUUCCUACUGUGAUGACAGAAACUUUGAUAGUGUAAACAAGACUUAUGCCUUCAUUGUAACUCAUCCAGCAAGUUACUGUUGUGUGUACGUAUCGCCCAAAUUCGCGUCUAUAUUUUCUCUCAACAGUCGAAUGCAAGUCCAAACAGCAUGCUGAGACCCGAACAGAUAUGUAAAGUCGUGGACGUACAGAAGAAUAAAAAGGUAGAUUAUAUACUGUAUAUACCAGAAGAUGUGUUUUCGUGUGAAGCAAUAUGUGUCUUUAAGACUGAUACAAGCAUAGAUAUCUUAUAUACACUAGAUAGCGCAUCUCAUUUAGUAAAAUUGAAGCCAAGAAUAUUCCAGCGGUUACCCCCAUUUGAAUAGAUGGCGGCCAUGUUGGUCGUUCCCACUUGCUAGUAAACGCUUAAAAACAACAAUAACUUUCAUUAUUUGAAUAGUUUAAAAACGUAUUUGGAAUAGGGUUAACUUAAUGUUUAAGUUCCCUGUUUAAGAAAUAGAAAACAUACGAAUCUUCUCAUUUCAUGGGAACGACCUGAGACUGCAAUCACGGCUUCAAUUUUUGAAUUGCAGAAUAAUUAGAUGCACUAUCUAGUGUAUAUAAGAUAUCUAUGGAUACAAGGCAUACAAGAUAAAUCCUGAAGAAGUCAUAGUAGUUACAGGAUUAAAACAGUUUCCUACUGCAGGAUAUAUGAAUAUUUUUGAUAAAACUGUUACGCUGUAAUUUCCGUAUCGAGUUAGUAGAUGAAUUAGAUAUUCAAUCAUUUCAGUAAUCAGGUAUUUACUAAUUCAGAUAUUCAAUCAGUGUAAUUUUCAGAAUUAGCUAUCAAACAUCAAAGAAAUAUCUGUGAAAAUUUCUGUGCAUCCCCAAAUAAUUUUUCUGUGAACCAGGUUCCGAUACUUUUUCACCACCUCUGUGUACCAUAUUGAUUGAGAAACAAACCAGCAUGAUCUUGAUAACCCACGAUAUGGAUUGGUACAAGACUCUUAGUAAGACUUGAACAUUGAAUAUUGAAGAUUAACAUUGAAACAUUUCAGGGUGUUGUGGUGACGGAGGACAUUAACGGACAACAAGUUAUAAUCGAAUGUAAAGGAACUCUGAUGUUGGAGUCAAAAUUUAAAGAAGAUCAUCCCAUGUUCUCCAAGUACGAAUUGUUUCUAUUUGUCGCAUCUAUCAAACACGUAGAUUUUAGAAGGAGUUUUCUUACACGCCGCUGGGAGCUGCUGCAACAUCAGCCGCAAGCUUGACAUUUAUCGCACGAUGCUCGCUUUACUACAAACAUACAUUACAUAGAAAUACUGUGCUGAGUGGUUAUAUUACUACCUUAAAAAAUAAGCAGAAACUCGACGUUUCAAGCGAAGGCCCUUCGUCAAGAGUUAUUACAUAACCUAACCUGUCCGUUCUAACUUUUCUCAAUAGCAAAGGGUGGGCGGGUGGGACUUGUGUCAAGCUGCGGUGGGCAACAACAAAAAUGUGCUCAUCUAACCUGCACCACCCGAUAACAUUUUCCGCUUCUUUCGUAGCCAGCGGAAAAUAACACUUUUGAAGAGAUUCACAACACGCGACACUGAAAUUCGACAUGUAACUGUGUUCAAUGGUCUUUCUUUGUAGAUGUGAUCCGUUUGUUCUAUAUUAUACGAAACUUGAGCUUGUGAUGAACUUCUCUGUUUAUGGAAACGACGCACGCUUCAUUCGCAGAUCAUGUUCACCAACUGCAGAGGUAUACUACUAUACGACGAAACAGUUUUUUUAUAUUCAGUUUUUUACUGGCGAAUUUUCUCGCACGAAUUGACAAUGUGUGCACGUCUGACAAUUGAUGCUAUUCAUCUAUUUAUGCCAGAGGCUGUGUUGACAAUACUGUAAUAUCGAAAAACCGAGCCCGUUGCUUAACAGGAUUGCAUCAACCUGAGCGGUUUUACGCUUGUUCACACUUGUCAACAAUAUUGAACAAUAUUGUUGAGCCUGAAUCGAGUGUAACCAUAUUGUUCAAUAUUGUUGACAGCUAUGAACAAUGUGGGCAGCAAAACAUUGUUCAAUCCUGUUUUCAUCAGUAUUGCAUCAACCUGAGCGUUUUUACGCUUGUAGUCUUAGAAGUAGAUCUUUUGAUGAGCGUAUACAGUAUGUACACCUGUCUGAUGUUUAAACUCUUCUCUAUCACACUUUAGGUACGUCAUGUUACGGUUGACAACAAACCCCACCUUGUUGUCGUCUCCAUGAGUCCGCUGGCGAAAGGAACCGAAGUAACACUGGCGUUCGAGUUUCCGUUCCAGGAGUACAGACGUCAGUUGGAUUGCGCGUGCGCUCGGGAUGAUUGCAAGGUUCAAGACCACAACACGGCGAUACAAAGAGUGGAGCAGACGAAUGGAUAUCGAAGUAGUAAGGAUGAACAUGGCUUGGUCGAUAGCAGUCUCAGCAAUCAUGUACGUUGAUAUAUACUACUUUCAUAAUAAAGACGGGUUUAAAUUAAUAGAGGAAUACCAAAUGGUUUUCGUGAAGGAUAGCGUCAUCCAUGCACGCGGAGUGUAGCGAGAAUGUUGUUUCAAUACCACAAUAGUACGGAAUAAGGAUCAGUAACAAAAGGGCCCACUUAGCGAUGCAACGUGUCCUCUUUUUUUGUACAAAAAUAUGCAGUUUACUGGCCAGAAGGGCGGAGCAGCCAGCCAGUACAGCGUGUUUAUUGGCUAGAAUAUGUAAUUGACUGGCUAGGGAAAUGGCGGCCAACAUGCGUAAUGCGACAUGCGGGAGGACAGAAACUUCAAAGCUUCCGAUGUAAGUGGCCCUUCUGUAUGGAUCUUUAUUCUGUGGCAACAGCCUACCGGUAUAGACCCAUUGCACUGUGUCCUCCAGAUGCUCCCUAACAAUAUCUAUUCGGGUAGAACAAUCAUAUACAGCGCAAAAAUUAACUAUUUUAAUACAACAACAUUAUAAAGUUUUACAAAAUUCGCUUCGUUUACAAAAGUUAUAUUAUGCAUACACCCCCUGUUGAUUGCUAAUUUGUCCUCCCGAUGCAUUUUCACCGGCGCUGUGACGUCGUGUACAAUGGGUCUAUACAUAAUUCUAAUGUUUGUUUACCUUCGUUCUUUCUCUCAGUUCUGAGAACGUGCGAGAACACCUGCCCAGUACACCACCUGUUUCGCGCGGGCACGUAGAGACGACGGUCGGUUAGAGCCUCGCAAAUGUUCUCCAUCAAUUUCACGAUCUCCUUGACAUUUCUAGAUGGACAGCGACUCAGACGCUGAUAACAACACGAAGGACAAGAGGAGUAGAAAGAAGUUGUCUCGCGAAGACAGGAAACUACAGCAAUAUCUACGACAAUUUGAGAAGAUGGAAAAAACUGAAAAGAAAAAGCAACAGCAUACGAAUGGACGUGAUGGCCGCACUGGCAUUUUAACGCAACGGUAAGGAAGGAUUUCCGCUUCAUCAAAAUAUUUCGCUUGGUUUCUUUUGAAUUUGUGACCAUUCGAAUAAACCAGUUCUACCUGACUGCUCACGAUUCAAAAGAAAUGCGUGAUUCUAGCUAUGCGAAAUUUUGAUUUAAAGACAAGAAGGGCGAAAUCCAACACCACACCUAGAAGAAAGAGCAUCUUAAAAUGAGUAAAAUUGCAAAGUUUGGUUGCGAAAUGUUGUAAAAUGAAGAAAAUAUAGCCCUGUGAAGUUCGCAAAUUUUGCAUGUAUUUGUAUUACUCGCGGUAAAAAUAGCCAUUUUUGAGCGGAUAAUAAUACAAAUAAUGUCCCUUGAAGCCUAGUACUACAAUGUCUACGACUGUUAGAACACCUGUUUGUUUUUUAAUAGGAACUACCCAGACGAAUAUAAUGGGGAUACGCCGUCAAAACCAGGCAAAGGACUAAGGUAAUUAUAUUAUAUGAGCACUAUACAGUACCUCGAGUAGCCUGGGA